This is a messenger RNA of Clupea harengus (Atlantic herring), 2336 nucleotides long. It is a transcript of the gene gtpbp6, whose product is annotated as GTP binding protein 6. Gene Ontology annotation, molecular function: GTP binding; ribosome binding. Gene Ontology annotation, cellular component: cytoplasm. NCBI's taxonomy places the organism in Eukaryota, Metazoa, Chordata, Actinopteri, Clupeiformes, Clupeidae. The record is from RefSeq and is a predicted model, not a curated record.
GAGCCCUGUUUACAGAAUGCCGACCUGACUUAGCAGUGCACAUCUUUGGGUUUUGCAUUAACAGUGUACAGCCUACAGAACAUGUAUCCUUUCUUUGAUUGAAUGGCUGCAUACGAUUUAUUGUAUUAUAAACUACACGCUGUCGCACAUCAGGAAUCAGGUUAUAAAAUGUAGCACAUGUAUACUGCUCCAUGAGAUCCAUCUGAACUGUCAAACGAACUUAAGCUCUGGUGACCAUGAGCCUUCUUGCUAAUUGCUUGAAGGGGAGAGUACGCACUUGGAGUUUGGAGUUGUGUUACUGGAAUCAUGGACAUCUGGAGAAACUGCGGCAACCAUCAAUGAAAAUAAACUAUGCAAACAAACUGAAGUUACCAUGUGCAGCACACAUAUUCACGUAUACGCGACAUGCAGGUUUAAAGUUAGGCUUGAAUUCCAGAAGUUUUUCCAGUACAUGCGGCGUGUUUAAAAGCAACAGACACACGACAGGGCACACCAAUGCAACGGAAGAAGAUGAUGAUGAAGGUGACGAGGAUGCCAUCGGAGAUGGCGAAGUUGAUGAACUUUUUCAGGAGUUUGUUCCAACAGCUAUUUUGGAUGGAGAUCACAGAGUAUUCAUAGUGCAUCCUGACGUGAAGUGGGGGAGUAAGAAGCAGCACCUGACCACAGCUGAACUGCAAAUGGCGGAGGCAGCUGGUCUGGUUCAGACACUGCAAAACUGGACAGUGGUUGACAAGGUCAUCAUGUCUACAAAGACACCAGAGAAGAGGAGGAUAUUUGGCAAAGGCAACUUUCAGACACUCACAGAAAAAAUAAGGAAGACUCCUGGGAUCACGGCUGUGUUCGUUAACGUGGAGCGUCUGCCUCCACCUGCAGAAAGAGAACUACAGGAGGCCUGGGGAGUGAAGGUGUUUGACAGAUAUACUGUAGUACUCCACAUUUUCCGCCGCAAUGCUCGCACUAAAGAGGCAAAACUUCAGAUUUCUCUGGCUGAGAUUCCCCUUCUAAGGUCACGUUUAAAGAAUGAAGUGGCAAAUCUCGACCAGCAAGGUGGAGGUUCAAGAUAUAUCAUGGGCUCAGGUGAGACAGCAAUGGAGGUUCAGCAAAGGCUUCUGAAAGAGAGAGAGCUGAAGAUCCGUGCGACUCUGGAGCGCCUGAGGCGGAAGAGGCACCUCCUCCGCUCCCAGCGCAAAAACAAAGACUUCCCCUCCGUCUCUGUCAUGGGAUACACCAACUGUGGGAAGACCACUCUCAUCAAAGCCCUGACGGGUGAUGCUGGCCUCCAGCCCAAAGACCAGCUCUUCGCCACCCUGGAUGUCACGGUCCAUGCUGGCCAGUUGCCCAGUCGCAUGACUGUCCUGUAUGUGGACACCAUUGGCUUCCUGUCCCAGCUACCUCAUCAGCUCAUUGACUCCUUCUCUGCUACUCUGGAGGACGUGGUCCAUUCGGACCUCCUUAUUCACGUCCGAGACAUCAGCCAUCCGGAGACAGCGUACCAGAAGGCAAAUGUGUUAAACGUCCUGAAGAACCUGCAGAUCCCGGACAGACUCAUGAACUCUAUCAUAGAAGUCCACAACAAAGUUGAUCUCAUCAGCGAGUAUGAACCCACUGAGCCUGACUGCUUGCCAAUCUCAGCACUGAAGGAACUCGGCCUGGAGGAUCUGAGACAGAAGGUGGAGGAGGGAAUAGUGAAAUCCACAGGGAAACAAAUCAUGUCCCUGAAAGUGGACCUUAGUAGCCCUCAGCUGGGAUGGCUUUACAAAGAGGCGGCCGUGCAGGAAGUGGAUGACGGAGGAGAUGACUGCAUCGCCACUGUCAAGGUCAUCAUCAGCGGGGCGGCAUAUGGUCGCUACAGGAAGCUGUUCCUGAACACUUGACAGCACAGACUGUCCUUGUCCCUCAGCUGCACCCCAGGCCGCCCAGGCAGGGCAUACCUGCUCUCCUACACGCCGCUCUCAAACAGCUCCUAUCGGCUGAUAACACCUGUGGUGGGCUCAGGAAUCUUAUCGCCCAAGCAAAUGAGGAAGGAGACCAACUUUAAAAUGGACAAACAAUGUAUUUCUGAGGUGAAAAUGUAACAGUAAAGUGACUAGUGGAGAAUACAAUCACAGUGACAGUGGUUCUCUUUUGACAUUUCAUUUGUUUGCAGAGAGUGAAUGAGGUGUCUUAUGUCUGGCAUACCUUAGACUUCCCUGCCUUUAAAAAACAGGUUAUGUUAUGUCAAAGGUCCCUGUUUGGCCCAUGUUCACAUGACCAUAUAUUUAUCUGAAAUGCAUCAUGAAGCUCAAAAAGAGUCUGAGUAAAAAAAAAAUAUUCAUCAAUAAAAAAAUGUGAUGUUA